AUGAAUCGCUACGCAACACCUUCACCGAACAAUUUCUCCUCGAAUCUGAGCAUGAGUUCGUACGAUGGUGACUCAUCGUACAGACCCGUUCCGCAACGAAGUCCCCUUACAAAGCAAGUCAAUCAAAUGGCUUAUGAGAUACCGCACAACAAAUACGCCACAAAUGCAUGGAGUUAUGCGCCCGAAUUCUUGAAAGUAUUUGGUGAUCUGCGGAUUCCGAUUGGAGGACGUGCAAUGUUCGAUUGUGUUUUACUUGGUUCACCUAGACCAAAGGUUUGCUGGCUAUUCAACGAUGAGAAACUGAAAUUUACGGACGUUCAGAUAGAGGAUACAUCGGAUUUGUGUAGGCUAACAAUACCAUACGUACAACCGUAUCAUUAUGGUGUAUAUACAGUGCUGUGCGAGAACGAAGUUGGUCGUGCUGUAACAUCUGCUUUUCUAUAUCCCUUGUAA
Anisakis simplex (herring worm) is the source of this 453-nucleotide messenger RNA. The record is from the annotation of a GenBank genome assembly. Lineage: Eukaryota; Metazoa; Nematoda; Chromadorea; Rhabditida; Anisakidae.